Molecule: messenger RNA, 1355 nt
Organism: Symbiodinium necroappetens
Lineage: Eukaryota; Dinophyceae; Suessiales; Symbiodiniaceae
Source: the annotation of a GenBank genome assembly
GCAAUCAAGAACUACGUGCAAGAGGUGGCGAUCUGCCCCCCUGCCAGUGACGUUUCCUGCUACAAUGUCGAAGGUGAGACCUUUUGUGAUCUCGACGUCCGACCCUCCAUCUUAAAGGGUCAAGGGCCCCGGGAGGAGAAGGACAUACCAGACUUCGGCGACAAGGCUUUUCUGCACGAGUUCGACGACGCACCGCAACGCAGGGGUCGAGCAAGGGAGCAGCAGGUGCCCGAGAAGGUGGACUAUCACCUUUGGGAGAUGGUGGAGCGCGUUGCCAACCUGUUCCGCAUCUACCCUACGGAGAGGCCGGGAGCUUCGUCAUCCGAGGACGACGAUGAGGACGAAGACGAAGACGAUGAGCAAGAGAGCGUGGCUGGCUUCCUGCAGACAGCAUCUGGCAUGACUCCCUCGCAGGCCAGGCUCAACAAGCAGAAGGAGGAGCUUGCCAAGGCAUACAUGGGCAUCGUGAUUCGAGCCUUCAGCGGCCGGCAAACCCAGGCGCAGAUGAGCCGAUGGUUCGGCACGCGGGCCUUCUCCGACCAACCGUCACGGAAAGAGAUCUUGCGUGUCUUGAAUUCCGUCGACCACAUGAUCAGCAACGUUGUGUACGUCUAUCCGGGGCCAAAGUGCAAGCCGAACACGUACGCGUACGUCUACCCCCAGGCCUACACAUGCAAUGAAGGAAAGCAAGCAUCACGACCAUGCACGACCAUGCGACGCAGCAAGAAGUACGUUUUCUAUCUGUGCCCCCUCUACUUCCAGAGACCCGCUGAAAUGGUCGAGACGUUGGUCCAUGAGGGCUCGCACCAUGCCACGGCCUUCACAGAUGACGUGGAUUUCGAGGGGGGCACUGCCUAUGGCCGAUCUACAUGCCAGAAGCUUGCUCGGGCCGAUCCUGCACUAGCACUGAAAAACGCUGACAACUUCUGCUACUACAUCCAGGACACAGCCACACAGAUGUCAGACAGCCGCCCGGCAGCCGGACCGGAUGGCUCCGGCUGCCCAAGCUUUGCCAGCGUUUCCCAUCCUGACAGGGAUGGCGACUGCAAAUGCCCCCAGUCAAAGCAGUGCUUCUACGAGGGGAGCCUGGGAUGCCCCUUUUCAUACACUGCCACAAAAAACACCUACAGCCCUGCGUACUUCACUGCGCAGUGCAAGACCUGCACCUGUGAAACAAAGAUCGAAACAACAACCACGACCACAACCACAGCACUCGCGAUUGGAGCGGCGAAGUCGAGAUGUCCUGCCUUUGCCGCCGUCCGCACACCAGACAGUGAGGGCGACUGCUCCUGCUAUGGUCUCUUGGCCUUCUUCAUGCUGACUUGUCUUGAAUGGUAUCAACAUCUAAGCAUAAG